Haliaeetus leucocephalus (bald eagle) is the source of this 2091-nucleotide messenger RNA. Its product is annotated as solute carrier organic anion transporter family member 1C1-like. Lineage: Eukaryota; Metazoa; Chordata; Aves; Accipitriformes; Accipitridae. Gene Ontology annotation, biological process: sodium-independent organic anion transport; transmembrane transport. The record is from RefSeq and is a predicted model, not a curated record. The transcript has 14 exons. Gene Ontology annotation, molecular function: protein binding. The coding region runs from base 1 to 2091 and encodes 696 amino acids. Gene Ontology annotation, cellular component: membrane.
AUGACAGUGGAAACCGAAUCCAGCAAUGUCGAUGACUCAAAUCAGGAAGCAGAACCUGCCCAGCUUUUGGAUGAUGAAGCAAACAAAAAUCUACCGGUCAAAAAGAAGACUUCCUGUUGCACAGGCUUGAAGGCAUUUCUUGCUGCUUUAUCAUUCAGCUACUUGAGUAAAACUUUGUCUGGCACGAUUAUGAAAAGUUCCAUCACUCAGAUCGAACGAAGGUUUGACCUGACGUCAUCUACUGUUGGUUUCAUCGACGGGAGCUUUGAGAUGGGCUCAAAGAAUUACCGCAUGUUGCUUAUACACAAUAAUGUUUCUAGCCAUAGCUUUGAUACAGUGACAGCAUAUAGAAAGAAACAUCCAGCAAACACAAAUUAUAAGGAUCCAGAUCCCCCGUUUCCUAUGUUCAUACUUCCAAAUUACAAUAAGAUCUCCCUAACACUGAAGGGGAUGCUGAGACGAUGUAAACUCUCACCUGCAGGCUGUGAGAAGGAGCCAUCAUCAUAUAUGUGGAUAUACAUCUUCCUGGGAAACUUGUUACGUGGAAUUGGUGAGACACCAAUAGCACCAUUGGGCAUCUCUUAUCUUGAUGAUUUUGCUAAAGAAGAGGAUGUUCCUGUGUAUGUAGCAUGUUUGCACACAAUAGCCAUGAUGGGCCCAAUGUUUGGUUUCCUGUUGGGAUCUUUAUGUGCAAAACUGUACGUGGAUAUUGGAUUUGUGGAUUUAGGAAGCAUCACUAUCACCCCGCAGGAUUCCCGCUGGGUGGGUGCAUGGUGGCUUGGUUUUUUAAUAGGUGGAGUAACCAGUUUCCUAGCUGCUAUUCCAUUUUGCUUCCUACCGAAGAGUCUGAAAAAGCUGGAGGAAGCCAAUAAUGACAAAUCUUCUCAUGGUCUCUUGGAAAACAUGGGUGCCACAAGGAAGAAACUUACUCCUGCAAAACCUAAGCCAAGGAAGUGCCAACUCAUAUAUCCCUUUCUUUCAGAUUUCUAUACCUCCCUGAAAAAAGUAUUGAGUAAUCGAAUGUACUUUACAUUUUUGUGUUGCUCACUGUUACAGUUCAAUAGCUUUAUUGGUUUCUUGACUUACAAACCAAAGUACAUGGAACAGCAGUAUGGACAAUCUACAUCUAAAUCUAACUUUCUAAUAGGAUUGACAUCCUUACCUCCUGUAGGUGUUGGGAUUUUCCUAGGAGGGCUCAUAAUGAAAAAAUACAAAAUGGGCAUCAUUGGAGCAACCAAGUUUGCAUUUACCAUGUCAUUUUUGGCCUACAUCUUCAGUCUCCUGCAAUUCUUUGUUGGCUGUGAGAACCAUGUAGUGGCAGGAAUUACAGUGUCCUAUGAAGGCAAACCCAUUCCGUACCAUGAAAAUGCCGUAUUUUCUGGGUGCCACUCUAACUGCAAAUGUGCCUCCAACGUGUGGGAUCCUGUGUGUGGAGACAACGGACUCACAUACAUUUCGGCAUGUCUAGCUGGGUGCACGACUUCGGUGGGACAUGGAAAGAAUACAGUCUUCCAUAACUGCAGCUGUCUUGAAGCCAGCAGUUCAUGGACAGGAAAUAACUCUGCCACCUUGGGACAAUGUCCAAAAAGUGAAGAUUGUUCAAGGAGGUUUGUUUACUAUACAGUAAUACAAGUCAUGAGCGGCUUUUGUUACGCUUUGGGAGGCACCCCAGCAUACAUGAUUAUGUUUAGAUGCGUUCAGCCAGAGUUGAAAUCUCUUGCAGUUGGUCUAUACACACUGGUUAUGAGAACGCUAGCUGGAAUUCCAGCACCGGUUUAUUUUGGUGCACUGAUCGACAAGACGUGCUUGAAAUGGGGAAGCACAAGCUGUGGGCAGCGAGGGGCUUGCAGGCUGUACGACUCCAAUGCAUACAGGUAUGUCUACUUUGGUUUAUCAGCGGUGUUAAGAGGUCCUUCCUACUUGAUUGCUAUCUUGUUUUUUAUAUUGGUAAAGAAACACUUUCAAAAUAAGAACUCCAGGCCUAUAGAGAAUGGAGGAAGAGAAGAUGCUCCUAUGAAUAAAGAAGAUAAUUGCAAGACCAAAGAACGUUUGCCAGGUUCUUGUGAUACAGAGAAUGAAUCAUGUAUUUAG